AUGACAAAGCAACAAAAUGAUAGUGAUAGCCUAAAACAACAGGAUGAACUUAAUCAAAUCAAAUCCAAAAUACAAGAUCAUUUAAUAGCAUCAGGAGAAUACGAACUAAUAAAUAAACAAUUAAAAUUACAAUUAUAUGAAAGUGGAUGGUAUGAUAAAGUAGCUCAAAUUACAAACAAUCAUUUAAAUAGUAGUGGAAAUCAAGAAGAAGUGAAAAAUAUUAGUGAUUUAUAUGCUUUUGUUAGACCUAAAGCUGAAGAAAUAGUACCUCAAGAUAUUAGAGAUAAUAUGAUGAAAAAAAUUGAACAAUAUUUGGAUGGUAUUAUUGAUUAA
Molecule: messenger RNA, 333 nt
Organism: Lodderomyces pseudojiufengensis
Lineage: Eukaryota; Fungi; Ascomycota; Pichiomycetes; Serinales; Debaryomycetaceae
Exons: 1
Coding region: 1-333 (110 amino acids)
Biological process (GO): regulation of transcription by RNA polymerase II; poly(A)+ mRNA export from nucleus; positive regulation of DNA-templated transcription
Cellular component (GO): SAGA complex; nuclear pore; DUBm complex
Molecular function (GO): chromatin binding; transcription coactivator activity
Source: RefSeq, a predicted model, not a curated record